Messenger RNA from Leptopilina heterotoma, 914 nucleotides. Its product is annotated as glutathione S-transferase 1-1-like. The record is from RefSeq and is a predicted model, not a curated record. The coding region runs from base 136 to 795 and encodes 219 amino acids. The transcript has 6 exons. Lineage: Eukaryota; Metazoa; Arthropoda; Insecta; Hymenoptera; Figitidae. Gene Ontology annotation, molecular function: glutathione transferase activity. Gene Ontology annotation, biological process: glutathione metabolic process.
AUCAGUCUUAUUAACAUUAAUAAUUAUUAUAUCGUGUACUAAUUUUUCUAACUUGUGCGAUUAUGUUCGUUUUUAAGUGAACAGCUAGAGAAAGAACAAAUACUUUUUAUACAUUGUCGUAAUUAAAAAUCAAAAAUGCCGCGACCUAUUUUAUACGCUACGGACAUAAGUCCUCCUUGUAGAGCCGUUUUAUUAACAGCAACAGCAAUUGGACUUGAUUUAGAAAUUCGUGAAAUUAAUCUUCAUACUGAGGAAAAUAUGAAACCAGAUUUUGUUAAGAUGAAUCCACAGCAUACUAUUCCCACUUUAGAUGAUAAUGGAUUUAUACUUUGGGACAGUCACGCAAUUAUGCAAUAUUUAGUGGAAAAAUAUGCCAAAAAUGAUUCGCUAUAUCCAAAGGAUCUUUGGACUCGAGCAAAAAUUAAUCAAUUUCUUCAGUUUGAUAAUGAAUAUUUGUUUGUUACAUUGGGAACUAUUUCGAGACCGUGGUUUAUAAUUGGAAAGUACGAUAUUCCUGAGGAAAAAAUUGAAAUUUUAAACAACACAUUCGAAAUUCUUGAAAAAUGUUUGGAAGGAAAAAAAUGGCUCGUUGGGAAUUUUUACACUUUGGCUGAUAUCAGUUGUGUUUCAACUCUUUCCAGUCUUAUGGCUUUAAGACCUUUGGAUAAAUAUCCAAAUAUUCGAAGUUGGUUGAAAAAUUGUGAGCAGAAUUUACCGGGUUAUGCUGAAAAAAAUAAACCUGGAAACGAAGAACUACACAAUUUCAUGAAAAAUUUCCUGCCUCAUCCUAUUUAAUUCUGUUUAAUUUCAAAUUUACAAAUUAUUUUUUGUUCUUCAUUCACAAGGAAAAAUUAUUACUAAAUAUUUGUCUUUUUGACAAAAUAUUUUUACAUUUAAAGAAAACGUUUAAAUAU